This is a messenger RNA of Poeciliopsis prolifica (blackstripe livebearer), 2590 nucleotides long. RefSeq names its product mitochondrial carrier homolog 1-like. The record is from RefSeq and is a predicted model, not a curated record. The coding region runs from base 375 to 1259 and encodes 294 amino acids. The transcript has 12 exons. Gene Ontology annotation, biological process: positive regulation of apoptotic process. Gene Ontology annotation, cellular component: mitochondrion; membrane. NCBI's taxonomy places the organism in Eukaryota, Metazoa, Chordata, Actinopteri, Cyprinodontiformes, Poeciliidae.
AACAUCUGGCCAUCUUGACGAAAGAACGUCUGGUCGCCCGAGAUCAUUAACGACGUGACGUCAUCGGAUAGACUCCGCCCAGUUGUUUUUGUUCCGCCGAGAGAGCCUAGCCAUCGGCUUUGAACCAAAUAACGCUGCGGUAAAGGACGUGAGCUGCUUCAUAUAUUUAUUUAUUUAUUUAUUUGUUUUUCAUUCGUUUAUUUUUUUUUAUAGUCAGACACAUUAGUUUAGCUGAACUUCUCGGAGUUUGAGGCUGAGAGCUCGGAGCGGAAGUCACGUCAGCUCCAGCUGAUUCUCCCUCUCUGGGCGUUUCGGGCACCAGAGAUGGGUCUCCGUGGAGCAGGAGCCCUCGCUGGAAGCCUCCGUUGACCAGGAUGCCCUCCACUCCCGUGGAAGUGGACGCUGCCGUUGUGCUGCUGGGGGCGAGUGUCACUGCCAUCACACACCCGCUGCUCUACGUCAAACUGCUCAUUCAGGUGGGACACGAACCUCUCCCUCCAGCUGUUGGGACAACAAUGUUUGGGAGACCAGUUCUGUACCUGCCUGGUUUAUUUAGCUAUGCUCAGUAUAUUCUCAAGGUGGAUGGAAAGGUGGGACUCUUCCGGGGUCUCUCACCUCGUAUUGUAUCCAGCACCAUCUCCACUGUGGCCAGGGGCAAAAUUAAACGGAGGGAGCUUCAGUCCAAAAAAGAUGAGCACCAGAAUACCUUUAGGAAAUUGGUCCAAGAGACAUCCCAUGAGAUGAUCUUCCAGUGCCUGUCCAGAGUGGCCACCCAUCCUUUUCAUGUCAUAUCGGUGCGCUGCAUGGCCCAGUUCAUUGGCAGAGAGACCGAGUACAGCGGUGUAUUCAGUUGUAUGGUGAAGAUAUUGAAGGAGGAAGGAUUGUCUGGAUUAUAUUCCGGCUUUGUUCCACAUGUGCUGGGAGACGUCCUCUUCCUGUGGUGCUGUAACCUACUGGGCUACUUUAUCAACACCUAUGCUGCAGACGACAGCUUUAGUCAGGCGUCAACAAUAAGAAGCUACACAAAGUUUGUGAUGGGCAUUUCACUGAGUGUUCUGACUUACCCAUUCACGCUGGUUGCUGUUGUAAUGGCCGUCAACAACUGUGGACUGGCUGCAGGUCUUCCUCCUCGGUUUCCUGUCUUUAAAUCCUGGCUGCACUGCUGGAAUCAUCUGAGUGCCGAGGGUCAGCUCUUCAGAGGCUCCAGGCUCUUUUUCCGCCGGGCGCCCGUGACUCUACCGCUUUCUGUUGAAGAUUAACGUGGUCAUCACUUGUUGGGAUGAAACAGGAGAUCUCACCCCCGAGCUAUGUUCUUGAUAAAGUAGAGGAGGCAGUGCUGGUCAUCGUUCAUCAGGUUUUUUUUACAGAAUUUGGGGAACAUUCAGCCCACUGCACUCCAGUAACUGUGACCAGUACGCACCACAGCUCUGAUGUCUUCACUGCAGCAACAAGGGACUGGUCUGAUUAACUGGAGAAAAUGUACUGAUGGCCUUAAUGACAAUUAAUUUUGCCCUCUUUCAAGUUUUUUGUUUUUAUAUAAAUUUUUGCCUUCAUUUUACUUCCUGUUUGAUCACAUGGUGCUGUUUUUUGUUUUGAGCCAAUCCAUGUCAUUAUAUUCCGUUAUUCUUUGCACCUGUGUCGCUCCCUGAUUGUUUCCCUUCUCUCAGUCACAAACACGCUGCCAGAUUAUCAAACGCUUUCAGCGAGGAGUUUUCCAGCACUCCCAUGUUGCCCUCAUGGUUGCAAAUACGCUCGUUUCCCGAAUUUGCCCCUUUUGACUUGACUAUUGCUGUUUGCUCAUCUGGAUCUCGGCCCACUCCCAUGGAUUUUGCUCUUUGCCCCGUCGUGCGUGACCUCGGCCCGUCUGACCAAGGAUUUGGAUCUGGACUUCUGCUUCUUCAGAGUUAGUGUUGGGAUGCGAAGCGAUCUCAGCAGAGAUCUGUCCAUCUAUCCUCCUGGUCAGAUGGUUGGGAAUUCACUUAUGUGGAAUCUAACAUUUAAGGUUAUUAGAUUCCAGUUUAGAUGCAUAAUUAUCAGCACUUUCACUGGAAACCAAUGAAUUGUUGGAAAAACAAAAAAAUUUGGUAAAAAAACAAAAAAUUACAUUAGAAUAUUUUAUGCAUUUAUUGCAUGCCACAUUAAAUAACUUUUGUUUUGUGGUCAGAUUUGACCUAUAAAAUACCAAUUUAGCUACUAACGAGAUGUUUCAGUUCACCAAUAUUUGACACACAAAAAAAUGAAUGAUAGGAAAUUCAAACAGGAUGAAGUGACUCAAUUUUAAACACAGUGAUGAGUGAAACUGUGCAUUCCCAGUUCAGCAUGGCCACCGAGGAUCAGAGCAGCAGCAGUAAAAGUCAUCAUGCUGAACAGACGACCAACCACAUUAAAACUUACAGGAGAAACAAACACAUUUACAGUCCAAAGUCUAAGAUGAAACAUUCACAAUUCUAUAAGAUGGUGCAAAAUAAAAAUGCAAUCCAUUAUUGAUAAAAAGCGGUCACUGAGUCAACCUGGGAUGUUCUGAACCUCUAGAAAACCUGCAGUUUUGGGGUUAAUACACAAGAAAUAAAGCUACGUUUUUUUAAUGUUU